ACCACUACACAUGUACACCGUUUCAAGUACGUAUACAAGCAAUUUCUUCAAAUUGUGUCCUGUCAUUCGCAAGCGACUUCCAUCAAGAAAUAAAUACAAAUCAUUCGAAUUUUGCUCGGGCAGAUACGAAAUUUUCAACACAAAAAAAAUGCCGUCAGAAAGUGUGGUUGUAAAUAAGGUGAUUGUGCAUCCGUUGGUUUUGCUCAGUGUCGUCGAUCAUUUCAAUCGAAUGGGGAAAAUCGGCAACCAAAAGCGUGUUGUUGGCGUUUUGCUCGGUUGCUGGCGACAAAAAGGUGUACUUGAUGUCUCCAAUAGCUUUGCCGUUCCAUUCGACGAAGACGACAAAGACAAAUCGGUUUGGUUUUUGGACCACGAUUAUUUGGACAGUAUGUAUGCCAUGUUUAAAAAGGUGAAUGCACGCGAACGAGUCGUUGGAUGGUAUCAUACCGGACCGAAAUUGCAUCAAAACGACAUCGCUGUCAAUGAAUUGAUUCGUCGAUAUUGUCCAAAUUCGGUGCUUGUUAUCAUCGAUGCCAAACCGAAGGAUUUAGGUCUACCGACUGAAGCGUACAUCGCCGUUGAAGAGGUGCACGAGGAUGGCACACCGACAUCGAAAACGUUUGAACAUGUACCCAGCGAAAUUGGUGCUGAGGAAGCCGAAGAGGUUGGUGUCGAGCAUUUGCUGCGUGACAUCAAAGACACUCGUGUCGGCAGCUUGUCGCAAAAAAUUACAAAUCAAUUGCUCGGUUUAAAGGGAUUGAAUGCUCAAUUGCGAGACAUCAAAAAGUAUUUGAUUAAGGUUGGCAAUGGUGAAUUACCGUUAAAUCAUCAAAUCGUCUAUCAGCUGCAAGACAUAUUGAAUUUGUUGCCAGACGUAACCCAAGACACGUUCACCGAAACCAUGUAUGUCAAAACAAACGAUCAAAUGCUGGUAGUUUAUUUAGCGUCAAUGGUUCGUUCGAUUAUCGCAUUGCACAAUUUGAUCAACAAUAAAUUAACCAAUCGAGAUGCCGAAGAGGGUAAGAAAGACGAUGGAAAAGAGAAGAAAGACAAAGAUAAGGAUUCAAAAGAUGGCGCUAAAGGUGAUAAGGAAGCAACCACCAAUGGCACAGCGAAAAAAGAUGAAAAAGCGAAAGACGAGAAGAAAAAGUAGGUCGUGUCUUUUUACAACGUUUCGAAUACGCGACGCGUAUACGACUUUUGUUUAUUUAUUGAGCCCAUUGCCCAAUUCGGUAUACUUAAGCUCGAUCAUCUCUGCAG
Molecule: messenger RNA, 1260 nt
Organism: Contarinia nasturtii (swede midge)
Lineage: Eukaryota; Metazoa; Arthropoda; Insecta; Diptera; Cecidomyiidae
Gene: Rpn8
Product: 26S proteasome non-ATPase regulatory subunit 7
Exons: 5
Coding region: 11-1153 (380 amino acids)
Biological process (GO): proteasome-mediated ubiquitin-dependent protein catabolic process
Cellular component (GO): proteasome regulatory particle; proteasome complex
Molecular function (GO): protein binding; metallopeptidase activity
Source: RefSeq, a predicted model, not a curated record